UUUCUUCAGUGAAUGCAGAAGUUUUAUUUCCAGUGUUUAUUUUCGGCGGGAGAAUUGCGAGUUGUCUGUAACGCAGUAAAACUCCAGGAAACAAGUGAAAUCUGUGUGACACUGUUGUAAAGAUGUUUAUUAAAGAGGAGAGUGAAGAUAUGGCUUAUCCAGAAGCAUGCAGAAUUAAAACCGAACACACAGACGAACAAACAGUGUUGGAAGUGAAAGAGGAAAAACAAGAACUGAAUGAUGUGCAGGAAGAACAUCCGAAUCAGAAUCCUCAUAAUUUCAAAACUGGAGAAAUUUAUUUUAGUGGCUCACAGACUGAGAAUAAUUCCCCACCAAAAAGAACUAAAGGAACCUACACCUGCCCUCAGUGUGGAAAGAUGUUUACAUGUAAAGAAAAUCUUUUAGUCCACAUGAAAAUUCGCACUGGAGAGAAGCCUUUCACAUGCCAUCAGUGUGGAAAGACUUUCUCACAGAAAGCAACUCUUAACAUGCACAUUAGAGUUCACACUGGAGAGAAGCCUUUUAAAUGCGAUUACUGUGGGAAGAGUUUUACACAGCAAGGAAGUCUUCAGAGACACAUACGAAUUCACACUGGGCAGAGGCCUUUCGUGUGCCCUCAGUGUGGAAGAGGUUUCAUAGUGGCAGGAAACCUUAAAGCACACUUAAGACUUCACACCGGAGAAAAGCCUUUCAAGUGUCUUCAGUGUGGAAAGAGUUACAUACAGGCCAGAAAUCUAAAAAUCCAUGUCUGUCCUCCUCCAAAGCCAUUCAGCUGUGAUCAAUGUGGUAGAAAUCUUAGUUCGGCAGGUUUCUUAAAAAGACACCUGGAAAGUCAUGCAAAUGAGAGCACCAGACAAGAGCAGCAGAAAGUCCGGAUUGUUGCGAGAGCCCAUGUGUGCUCUGAUUGUGGGAAGGCCUUUACUAAAAGUGGUGACUUGAGACGGCAUCAAAGAAUCCAUACCGGAGAAAAACCAUACAAGUGCUCACUUUGUGGAAAGAGUUUUUCUCAUUCAGGCACCCUGAAGGGACAUGAGAGAGUGCAUACUGGUGAGAAGCCAUACCAAUGCAUUUCAUGUGGGAAAUGUUUCAACCAAUCAAGUUCUCUAAAGUCCCAUAGAAAGAAGCAUUGCCCUCUAGUGAACAGUGGACAAGAUGGCAUUUCAAGGGCCCCAGUUUAGCAGGGCCCCUCUCUAAUGGAAAUGGUGAAGCAAAGUUGCUUUGGACUUUUAACAGGAGGCAGUAAAAUAUAAAACGUUCUGUUUCCUAUACAGACAGACCAUAAAAGAUAUGCCAAGUUCUGAGUCUCUGGCCUGAGAGAGGGAUGAGACAAAAACGGACACAACCUGUUCUGAGCUCGAGAGACAAUAAUAGGCACAACCAGCAACAAGGUUAAGCUCUUGCGGGCAAACAAUCCCUUCACGCCUCUUGCAUCUGCAUGUCCCAGCUUGAAAGGAUGCUCUCAAUGCUCCAGGAGAUCAGUACUUUGUGUUCAAAUCUGGUGAAACGGAAUCUAGCUCCUUCUCCAAUGCAACACACUUCAGCAAAACCAGUGAAAGACGUCGCCAUCCUUGAGCAGAACACGCAACACAAGCAGAUCGUAAAUAUCACUGUCAGUUCAUGAUUUUCUAAUGUUCUUUAAAUUGCAAAACCUGUGCAUCAAAUAAUCUUGGAGUAAUUUGUUAAAUUAGAGAAAAGGGCUUCAACUUAGUAGUUUACAGAGAAACAAUAGUCUGUUUUGACAUGAGAUGUCUUGCCAUAGCUACAUCCAACCAAAUCACUUCUUUCCAUCCUAUGUACUUUAUUUUCUUAUCCAUUUGUAUUAUCAUUUAGCAUAUUUGUACCAUUUAGUUGUU
Messenger RNA from Xyrauchen texanus (razorback sucker), 1853 nucleotides. RefSeq names its product gastrula zinc finger protein XlCGF8.2DB-like. The record is from RefSeq and is a predicted model, not a curated record. Gene Ontology annotation, biological process: central nervous system development; regulation of transcription by RNA polymerase II. Gene Ontology annotation, cellular component: nucleus. The transcript has 2 exons. The coding region runs from base 123 to 1178 and encodes 351 amino acids. Gene Ontology annotation, molecular function: DNA-binding transcription factor activity, RNA polymerase II-specific; RNA polymerase II cis-regulatory region sequence-specific DNA binding. Lineage: Eukaryota; Metazoa; Chordata; Actinopteri; Cypriniformes; Catostomidae.